AUGAAGCGCUUGUUCGGGGCGCCGAAGCCAGCCCCAGCGCCAGGGCCUGCUCCCAGUCUCUCAGAGACUUCGCAGAGGAUUGAUUCCAGGGUUACUGAUCUUGAGAAGAAGAUUGCCAAGUGUGAUGAGGACCUCAGGAGAUAUGUUGGUGGAAGAGCUUCAGCACAGCAAAAGCAGCUGGCUUUGCAGUGCAUGAAGAGGAAGAAGAUGUACGAGCAGCAGCGGGAUCAAAUCCUCGGAACGCAGUUCAAUGUCGACUCACUGGCCGGCGCGCAAGAGCAGGCAGAGAUCAACAUCAUGACAGUCGAAGCCAUGAAAGUGGGCCAUCAAGACCUGAAGGAAAGAUACCAGCAAAUUGGUGGUGUCAUGGACAUUGAAAAGCUGAUGGACAAUAUGGCAGAUCUUAACGACGAAAUUGCCGACAUCAACGAGGCCAUCUCCACGACGUAUGCAGUCCCGGACGGCUUCGAUGAGGCGUCCUUCGAAGCUGAGUUCAGCGCCCUUGAGGAAGAGAUGAAGAUGGAAGCUUUGGCAGGUAUCAGCUCCACUGCUAAGCCAUCUUAUUUGCCGGCCGAGACACCUGCGGCGACAGAACCGAAGGAGCCUGCGGCUGCUGCAGAACCUGCCGAGGCGGCGAGAGGCUGA
This is a messenger RNA of Symbiodinium sp. CCMP2592, 645 nucleotides long. NCBI's taxonomy places the organism in Eukaryota, Dinophyceae, Suessiales, Symbiodiniaceae. The record is from the annotation of a GenBank genome assembly.